AUGCUUCAGAAAGCACUUCGCAAGCAGGAAGAAAAUGCGUUGAGCGUCAUUGAACGCUCAAUCGAAAGAGUGAUGCUAGGAGUAUCCCGCUUCACGCAAGUGAUGGACGGGAUUCGAAGUUCUGUCCCACAUCAGCGAUCAAGGAUCAGAGACGCCGCAUUUGCCAAGUACAGCAAAAUAAGGUGGGCCGGACGUGUGAUGCGCUUCAGUGACAACCGUUGCACCAAAGCAGUGAGCGACUUGGUUCUACGCGAUAUUAAGCGCACUACAGAAAGACCGCCGACCCGAUGGUCAGACUUCUUCACAAAGUCCUUGAAAGAAAAAUUCGAUGCUCUUCGUGUUCCACGCGAAAGGAGAAACCAUUGGGCGACUCUGACAUGCGAGCGGGACAAAUGGAAGGACUACUGGCGCCCGCUCGACCAAUUCGAAGAAGACCGAGAGUUAGGGAGAUCAACAGACGGCGUUCUUUCUUUGGAAAUCAGUUGGAACGCGCCACCCUUGUGCACGCGUCGCAUCUGCAAGCGAGCGGCCAAGAAUCAAUGA
Necator americanus (New World hookworm) is the source of this 543-nucleotide messenger RNA. RefSeq lists its product as uncharacterized. The coding region runs from base 1 to 543 and encodes 180 amino acids. The transcript has a single exon. NCBI's taxonomy places the organism in Eukaryota, Metazoa, Nematoda, Chromadorea, Rhabditida, Ancylostomatidae. The record is from RefSeq and is a predicted model, not a curated record.